Molecule: messenger RNA, 534 nt
Organism: Camellia sinensis
Lineage: Eukaryota; Viridiplantae; Streptophyta; Magnoliopsida; Ericales; Theaceae
Source: RefSeq, a predicted model, not a curated record
AUGUAUCGGUUUCAGGCCGUUACGUACCGGGACUCGGACACUACGGCCGUGAAAUUCAUUCUCGCUGGUAUACCGGCUGAUCAAGUGAUAAAUGAAGUAAAUUCAUGGGUCAAAAAUGAAACCAAGGGACUCAUCAAGAAUCUCCUUCCUCCUGGAUCUUUAUAUGAUGACACUGCACUCCUCUUUGCAAAUGCAUUACACUGCAAAGGACAAUGGGAUCAAAAAUUCGAUAAAACACAUACAGGAAACAUGAAUUUUCAUCUUCUCGAUGGAGAGAUCGUUCAAGUUCCUUUCAUGACAAGCAAAAGAGACAGUCGUCAUCUUUACAGAUUAUUCAGUGGAUAUAAAAUCCUCAGCAUUCCAUACCAAGGUAGUAACUUCUCUAUGUACUUUUUUCUUCCAAAUGAAACAGAUGGCUUGCCAAAACUAGUCAAGAAACUCAAGUCCAACCCUGGAUUAAUGAAUCAGGAAUUUGGGUUGAGGAAAGACGAUGUUUCUAAAUUAUGGAUCCCAAGAUUCAAAUUCUCAUUCUAG